Molecule: messenger RNA, 7384 nt
Organism: Plectropomus leopardus (leopard coralgrouper)
Lineage: Eukaryota; Metazoa; Chordata; Actinopteri; Perciformes; Serranidae
Source: RefSeq, a predicted model, not a curated record
AAGCUACUUUGCAAGUCUUUAGACUCUCUUCAGAUCUUCUACACAGUAUGGAGCUGUGAUACUAAAGACCCCUUCAGGAAUGUAAUCAUUGUCACGUCGGGGAUUAAUUUGGGUAUUUACAACAACAACGAAUCAGAAAGAGAGGAGAGACAACUGUGGAAGGUCCUCCGGUCCUCAGCAGCUCAGUCUUCAGCUACAACAGCUCCUUUUCUGCUUCUUCCUUCUUGAGAGACUAAUUGAAUACCACACACCAGUCAGCCUUGUUUAGGCUUGCCUGGGACUUAAGUGGAAAAACUCUGCAACAUUCCUAAACCUUUUUCUCUGGUCUCGAGGCACUAAGGAUUAAUCAGAUCUGUCCUCCAUCUGACUGUGGCAGUUUUGUUAUUAUUUCUCGCCUGGAAUCUUACUGCAUUUUGGUUCAGAGUGGGUCAAAUCCUCAUGGAGGCAAUCCAGGUGGUUAAUGGGUGAAAAAUAACAGACUGAGUUGGUUCAGAUGUGCAGGUAAUUUUCCUACAGCCCAGAGUGUCUUGUAUGGCUCAGGAGCUCAAGGGACAAUGAGCAAAGAUAUCCGAUUAUCAAGAAAAGGGGUGCCGACUGGUUUCGGACACGGUCGGAGACACUCGUGCUUGGGUUUUGAUGUGGAGAAUGGCCUCUCGGUGGGUCGCAGUCCACUGGACUCUCAGACGAGCCCGGGUUCUGGUCUGGUCCUUCAGGCCAACUUCCCCCACAGUCAGCGACGCGAGUCCUUCCUCUACCGCUCCGACUCAGACUUCGACCUUUCACCCAAAACUAUGUCCCGCAACUCGUCCACUGCCAGCGACCUGCAUGGAGAAGACAUGAUCGUGACUCCAUUUGCACAGGUUCUUGCCAGUCUACGAACAGUGAGAAGUAACUUUGCUGUUCUGACCCAUCUGCAAGAUCGUGUGACAAACAAGCGGCCAUCAAGCAACAACCAGCCACCCAUGUGUAAGACAUGUCUUACAGAGGAGCCCUACCAAAAGUUGGCGGUGGAAACUCUGGAAGAGCUGGACUGGUGUCUGGACCAGCUGGAGACCCUGCAGACAAGACACUCAGUCAGCGAGAUGGCAUCCAAUAAGUUCAAAAGGAUGCUGAACCGCGAGCUGACGCAGCUAUCAGAGACAAGCCGCUCAGGGAAUCAGGUGUCAGAGUUCAUCGCCAACACCUUCCUAGAGAAACAACAUGACGUGGAGAUCCUGUCUCCACCCUCAAAGGAGAAGGAGAAGAAGAAGAGGCCGAUGUCACAGAUCAGCGGUGUGAAAAAGCCCACACAGAGCCCCAGCUUAGCACCCGCCUGCAUCCCCCGCUUUGGAGUGAGCACCCCCCACGAGAGCCUGCUGGCCAAGGAGGUGGAGGACAUUAAUCGUUGGGGUCUGGAUAUAUUCAAGAUAGCAGAAUUUUCCGGAAACCGCCCUCUGACGGUGAUCAUGUACUCCGUCUUCCAGGAGCGGGACCUUCUGAAAACCUUUAAGAUCCCAAGUGACACCUUCAUCACCUUAAUGAUGACCUUGGAGGACCACUACCAUUCAGACGUAGCUUAUCACAACAACAUCCAUGCAGCUGAUGUGGUGCAGUCCACCCACGUCCUCUUGUCCACCCCCGCUUUAGAGGCGGUGUUCACAGAUCUGGAGAUCAUGGCUGCUCUGUUUGCCAGUGCCAUCCAUGAUGUUGACCACCCAGGAGUCACAAACCAGUUCCUAAUAAACACCAGUUCAGAACUGGCGCUGAUGUACAACGAUGCCUCUGUGCUGGAGAAUCACCACCUAGCUGUGGGCUUCAAACUGCUGCAAGAGGACAACUGUGACAUCUUCCAAAACCUCAGCAAGAAACAGAGAGACUCCCUCCGCAAGAUGGUGAUAGACAUGGUGCUUGCCACAGAUAUGUCCAAACACAUGAACUUCUUGGCGGACAUGAAGACAAUGGUGGAGACCAAGAAGGUGACCAGUCUGGGAGUCCUGCUGCUAGAUAACUACUCUGACCGCAUCCAGGUCCUGCAGAACAUGGUCCACUGUGCCGACCUGAGCAACCCAACCAAACCACUGGAACUUUACCGCCAGUGGACGGACCGCAUCAUGGUCGAGUUCUUCACCCAGGGAGACCGAGAGCGGGACAAGGGCAUGGAGAUCAGUCCCAUGUGUGACAAACACAACGCCUCCAUAGAGAAGAGCCAGGUGGGCUUUAUUGACUACAUUGUCCACCCUCUGUGGGAGACAUGGGCAGACUUGGUUCACCCUGAUGCCCAGGACAUCCUGGACACGCUGGAGGACAACAGGGAGUGGUACCAGAGCAUGAUCCCCCGCAGCCCGUCGCCUUCCAGCCCCGAGGAGCACCAUGCAGAGGUGAUGCCAGGAGAAGGAACUGUGGGAGCAGGAGAGGCCGUUCCUUCAGGAGGUGGAGGAGGAGGAGGAGGUGGAGGGGACAAGUUCCAGUUUGAACUGACUUUAGAGGAAGAAGAAGAGGAUGAGGAGGAGGUGGAGUCUGACCUGGAGAGCCCCCUAGAGGAGGAGUCCCAGUCAGGUGGGGAGCAGCACCGGGACUCCUCCUCCCCCUCUUUGUCCCCAGACCCCCGCAGCAGCAGCAGCACCAGCAGGUACCGUCCCCCCUCACCUCACCCGUCUCGGACCCUGAACCUGGCUGCCAUGUCAGUGCGGAGCCCCCACAGGACGCUGGCCUCACCGGGAAGGGAGAGCGCCGACAGGGACAGAGAACUGAGUCAGGAGGGUGACGGGGUGGCGUGCCUGCGUAUGGGCACGUAACAACCAGCACAACCUGCCCUGCCUGAGAGACACGAGCACUGGAUGUGGAGAGACAGAGGCAGGGCAGGCCUUUACCAAUAAAGUCUGUAAAAUCACUACAGUCCCUUUACACUGGAGACACACGCUCUGGAGAGCAGAGGGACGUUCCCCCUCUGUUUAAUUUUCUAUUUUAACAAGAAGAAUUGUUUCAGCCGCCGUUUGGGUGCCUGAUUGGCCUUUAUGUCCCGUCCUGCUUUGUUGUAGCUUCAGUCCGGGGUGUCCCAGACAAGGACUGCUGCAUUUUAACUGGGAAGAAGAGUGAUACUCUAACAAGAACAAAAGGUAAAGGAAACGUCUUCCUCCAAAAUAACUGAGACAGUCAGACAUGAGAAUGAGGAUCGCGGUGGUCUGACAUGGUCAUGGAAAUUAUUUUGCACCAUAGUUUUAAUUUAGGAUAUGAAAUGACUGAGUCUGGUGGGAAUAUGUGAGUAUGAUUUCUUUGUUUGAGAAUGAUGUGAGAUAUAAAUCACUUUACCAAAUACAGGAUGUAGAUGAGAGAAAAAUCCAUGGACCUAAACCUCAGGGUAUGAAGAGAAAAAUAAAUCUAAUGUAGCACGGAUGUAGUGGGUAACCCAAACUGUCUUUCCUGUUUGAUUUACCUCCAAACCAGAGACUUUAUUUAACUUGCGUGUCUCUACAUUGAAUUAAAACCCUUUAAUAGAAAAUUUGGCAACUGAAGCAAUCAAAUAUAUUUAAACCAGCUUGUAGCACCACAGAGAUUGAAUACUGAAGAGGACUGCGCCGCAGUCUCACCUGUUGAAAAUGAAAAGACACCACCUGUAUAAUUAGUUAGUUUUUUGUUUUGUUUUGUUUUGUUUUCUACCUAAGAUGAUUUUAAAUGGUGUCCUUGUUUUAGGAUUUUGAACGGUUCUUUGUUGUACAUUUGCUAGUCUCGUCUGUGUUUAUGUGCUUGAAAAGCAUUUUUUUAUCAGGGUGCCUCCGGUCCACAGUAGCACUUUACCGUCUCUGCCCUUCAGCUCUUCUAUUCAGUCACACAAAGGGCUUCGUCCACUGGAGGGCCUACUGAUCACACGGUCACAGCACACAGGGCAAGGCAGGAAACUUCACAAACUAACUUAACCAACAAUAUUCAUAACCGCCUGGUGGUCAGAAAUAUUAGAAUUAUAAGACUUCUUCUGUUUUGCGAGAAGCUUUAGUUCCUCAGAUCCAGAUCCAUUCAGACUGCGAAUUUGUACCUCAGUUUUUUGAGGCUGAAGUUCAACGUUUUUUUAUUGGCAGUAACACGAGUAGGAUGUAGAAAAGAGUAGGGUGGCUUAGAUUGAUUGAUUAGUCGAUUAGUCGACAGAUAAUUAAUUGGCAACUAUUUUGAUAUUUUAAUAAUCAUUUUAGUAUUUUUUUAAGCAAAAAAAUCCAAACAUUUCUUGGUAUAAUGCUUCUUAAAUGUGUGAAGAUAUUGCAUUUUUUGUCAUAAAUGAUAAUGCACUAGAUAGCUUUGGAUUUUUACACAGGGUAUGUUUCAGUAUUUUCUAACAUUUUAUUGACAAAAUGAUUACUCAACAAAAUAAUGAGCAGAUAAAUUGAUAAUGAAACGAAUCAUUAUUUGCAGCUCUAAAAAAAGCUCCAACUGAUGGCUCCUUAAUCACUAAAUUCAGGUGCAACCAGCAGUCCUCCUACUCUGCACUUUGUGUAACUGCAGUGUUCUCUGAAAUGAUCUGAGGCUCGAAAUUAAAAACAAUAAGCGCCGCAUCCACAGCAAUGACAGCAGCCUUGCUAAAUCUACAGAAAAUACGUUUUCAGAUUCUUGAUGCCUCUGCCAUUUUAUCCACCACCUUAAUAUUUUUAAAUAAUACUUUGAAAAUAACAUUUAAUUUAUUCAUGCCUUAAGCUUUGAGCGGCACUUUUAAGCAGAUUGUUUCUUUUCUAGAACAAUUUUAAUUGACAUUUUCAUACAAAAGUUAAACUCCAGCCACAGAGAUAUUGGCCUGUUUGUUUUAAAUGUACUAUUUUCUGUAAGGGUCUUAUAAUUCCAAUAUGUCACCGUAGUGUUGCUCUUUUGCCCUGCCGACAGGAUCUGAUGUAGAGAUAAUCAGAUCCUGUCGCUUACAGAAAUGAAUCCAACUAACGGGAUUGUGUUCCAUCAGGUUAUCAGUCUUAUUUGAUAGAUAGUGCUUGACUGGGAUAACUGUGUGCCAUAAGUGUUGAAAACACACAAACACCUGCCAGCCUAUGAUGUUGUACAUUUUUACACUAGAGAUUUUAACCUGAUGAUUGUAUCGAAGUCAUUGACUUUAUAGUGUUAGUUUUUACGAAUGAUAUGUGUUAACAGUAUUUAAAGCAGACAGUUUAUUAGAUUUUUGUGCAGCUCAUGAUCAGUCUGUUCAGUCCUCUCCUUAAUCAUAUAGCUGAGACUUGAGAAUGUGUGUACUUUCAGGAGUCCGUGUUCAGUCUAGAGCAAUGUCUGUCGCCAUCGCUGAGGUAGAAUGACCAGGAAGCAAAGGAGCACUACACAAAGACAUGAUGCACUUCCUGGUCCGGCAGUUGUAGAAAACACUAGUCUAACAGCAUUUUAUUAACUCAGCUAGUAAGCUUUAUUGAUCAGCCUUACAUGUGUAGGAGUGGUUAGAGCCUAGUGUUGAAGGACCAUUAUGCUGUCUUUAACAUGUCGAGCCGUAGAGGUUUGUCUCAUCUGCAGCAAGAAAACUGCACAUUUCCCGACUUAUUUUAAAAAAAAAAAUUCAAACAAUCAAAAUACAUAUGGAAUUUAAAUUUCCUAUGACAGCAGCAAUAGACUGAAUCACUGUGUGAAAUCAAUGGCAGUUGUCUACAGGUGGUUAGACAGCUGGAAAAGUGAAAUAACUGUUUUUGUCAGUGGAGUUUGGUGGCUUUUAGAUAACAGCUUAAGUUCCCUGCUGGAAAUGGCUGUCUGACGUCAAGAUCAAGUGGUGAAAAUAUUCUAAAUAUAGCAUACAUCCAUACUGAUAUUGAUUUCAUUUAAGGUGGCUUAAAACUAACAAAUUGAGGGAGUGUUUGCUCAAUGCAGUUUUAUUUUACGUGUGUGAUGUAAGGGUUGUCCACCGGAAAGUUUUUGUAAGCCAACCUUGUGAUUCGGUCUAUAUUCUGCUUCUUAGACACAUAUUCUAGGUCUGUUUGCUGUGAAAACAAUCAAAUGAAAAAUUAAGCUACAUUCAAAUAAUUGUCAAGUUUUCAUGCUUUGCUGGUUACACACUCUACUUAUCCUGUGUCAAAACCUCUUAAAACUCCAUGUUGAAAAUGCCAUGUGAACGUCUUCAGACUGUUUGGAUCUAAUGUUCUGCUUAUUCACAAACCUCAACUCAUCAACAGGCCGAAGUUUAUACUUGCACACAAGAAAUGUCAGAAUCAAGAGGGCAGAUUGAAAGCCUUUUCUAUAGUAUCACCCCGACUGUAAACCUUUUUUUGAUUGUUUUACAUGAAACACUUUCAUAUUGUGUUGUGUACUAAUGAAGACUGCAUCUUAGUUAGGAUUUAAACUUUCAGUCUCUUUCUGAAAAGCGGCCCUGUAGUCCUGCAAUCAUCCAUUAAGCUUCCUCUUCCUUUCUUAGCUUUGGGUCUCCAAAUGUAUGUAAAUAUUUAUUGUGUGCCCAGUAUAAACCUCAAAUCCACCCAGAUCACUCCAGCUCUUUUAACAGUACCCACUAAACACCGGUUAAAAGCACAUUAACUGAAGUUACUACAUAAAGUAUGAAGAGUUCAGACAGACAGCAUCAGCACUUUUAAUAUAUUUAAAAACAUGAAGCUGUUGUCAUUCAAAACUGAUAAAGGACAAAGAAUAUGAUUCUUCCGCAUUUACAAUCUGUGAUUCUUAAGAUUCAUCCAAAUAUGUCAUCAGAAAAUAUAAUUUAUGUCAAAAACUCAUUUUUAUAAAAAAAAAAAAUGCUAUGUUUUUAUAUUUCCUGUUAGUUUGGACACACUGAAGCAGUCAUAGUCACCAUGGAGGGACAGAAAAACAAAGUACAACAGAAAGUAGAGUACAAAUGUAUCAUUUUAGCCUUUCAUUAUAAAAUUCCUCCUUUUUGAAGCAAGAACACUUGUAAAAUUCUUGAGGAAAACAUACAUUCAAACAUAAGUUCAGCAUGGCAUUUUCAUCUUGUCAUAUUACUGCAGAUUUGAAACAUAAUUGAUUUUCAGUCAGCUGAAUGUAGUCCAGAGGUGUGAACAAAGGCAUGUUAAAACACAGCAGCGUGGCUCUUUACAGGAAGACAUCUGUGCCAUAGUGUUAAAUGUGUUAAUGAGCAGGAGAGUCCCUGCUCUCUCUCCGUUAUUGUGUUGCGCUGAUACUGCCACCAUUAAUGUCCAUGCUGUUUUUUCAGCCUCUGUGUCGUGCAAACUUCUAUAAAGAUAUUUAUUCUUCAAACAUGUCUGUCGAGACAAAGUACUGUAACAUAGGACAUUUGAUUUUAUGUUCUGGAGCCUAAAAAUCAUGUAUACUUUACAAGUAUACACUUGCCACUCCAAUGUUUUUGUCAAACAAAAUAAAAACUAUAUUUUUGUUUUUCAUUCUAAGCCAAAAGACUCUUGGGAGUUCAGGGUGUUUCAAGUGGAAAAUGCCAAUAAAUAACAUGAAAAAUUUA